GAAUCAGCUGUUCAAUGAAAACAAAAGACAAUGGCUUGCGAAGUGAAACACUGCGGAGAAAUCCGUGAUUUUAGGAAAGUUCAGGAAUACUUUGGACUCGGACACGAUGACAACUGGUUAAAUGCGGUAAACCAUGCGAUAUCGCCCACGGGAGAACUGAUUGCCCUAGCCCAGGGCGAAAAGUUGGCAUUCCUCUCCACCUGCUGGAGCAGCCACAGGAAUGCCAACACAUAUGUCCUCAGCUGGUGUGGCGAACUGGAGGAUCGUAACCAAAUUGUGACCAGUCUUACCUGCCUGCCGAUGACCCAUAGUCGAAGUUCCGAUGGAGCCAUCGAAUGGACCUGCGUGGCAGUUGGGCUGGUCUCGGGCAUGGUUAUUUUCUACACGGACUCAGGCGUAAAGCUCUUCUCUCAAUGUUGCCAGGAAGAUCCAGUCAUAGGAGUCAAGCUCGAGUCCACCCCGCGACAUUCCGAAGCGGAUUCUCUGCUCUACAUUGUUUACCCACGCUGCCUGUGCUUCAUCAAGGGCCAGGACAUCCUACCCACGCUGACCAACUGCCGGCACAAUGUGCAGCGAAGUGCAUUGGAGCGAGGUUCGUAUCCCACCGCAGAUGUGGUGCCAUUCCAAAAGUAUAAGUUCAAACAGGAGCGCGAGGGUGUGAUCAACGAUGCCGCCAUAUCCAGCACCCAAAGGCCUCCCACAUACGACUAUAUUGUCCAGCAGAGUAUCGGCCUUGGAUACUUCGCCAAGGUGCAUGCCACGCCGCCGAGGAGCUCACAGGUUCUGGCCGCCGGAGCAGAGCCCUAUUUGGGCUUCUUUCAGGCGGAGGAAGGUUACAAAACGAUGUCCAUAGGGGAGGUGGCCAAGGAUGUGAUUGGGAUAGCAUACAAAAACCUGCUGGGAGGGAUCUUUCGACGCGCUCCAGAGCCAUUGCCAUCGCCCGAAGAAUCUCCGCUGCCCGUGCCCACAAAGGAAGCGCCGAUGAGGAUUCGCUGUCGCCUGUACGACGGAAAGAGAGAUGGGCUAACUUUAGCUGUGGCACCAGGUGGACGCUUAGCUGUCGUCACAGAUAAUCUGGAUCGAGUGAUGCUGGUGGACACGCAGCAGGCUAUUAUUCUGCGUGUGUGGAAGGGCUACCGGGAUGCCCAGUGCGCCUUCGUGCCAGUCAAAGAGCGAUCUGUGCGCGGGAUCAAGACGCACAAGAGAAAGGCUUUGUUUCUGGUGAUCUACGCACCUCGAUUGGGCUGCCUGGAUAUCUGGGCCCUGCAAAACGGCCCCAAGGUGGCCGCCUUUAAUGUUUCGAAAUCCGGGCAAUUGGUCUACAACAAUCACAGUGCUCUAGGCGUCGGCGGAAGUGGUGGUUCAGCAGGGGGCAGCAGCCAGUCACGAAAGACUUUUGCCAUUAAUCACUGCCUGUUCCUGGAUCCCAGCGAUGGCAGCCUAAAGGAGGUGCACAUUCCCUUUCACUAUGCCCUUAGCGAAACCAGUUCGCAGACAUCCCGGGAUAUCCAUAUGCUGAGGCGUCUUAGAAAUCAUUUGAGAGCUUUAAAUCAUGGCGAUACCAAAGAUGUAAUGAUUGCCGAGAUUGGGGAACUGGCAAGUGAACUACUUACACUAGAGGUCCGCCAACAGUGCCUGGAGAUGCUGCUUAAAGACAAGAAGCUGCAGCCACGGGUAUUUCAGUGCAUCAUUAAUGCCUUCAUUGAGAAACCUCUCCCCAACACGGCAAAUUCCGAGGAAUUUGUCAAUCAAAUUGAGAACUAUAAGCGCUUGACCGAUCUCUAUUUGGCUCUUAGUCUAGCCAAUCAGCGGGGAGACAACGAACCACCCGUGGAGCAUCUUGAGCUCUCCGAUGCAGAUCUGGUGACGAUUAACAAGUUGGUUUUACUUUUGGACGAUGGCACCGAGAAGGAAAAACCCGCCUCCACCCGCGAGGUAAGCUUCAAGCUUCAGGAGGAACACAAGACCGAGGAGUUUGUCGAUUACCUGAGCAUCUUCAACAUCGAGCGUCCAGAUGGCAUCAGUCUGCUACCGGAGAGGUCCGACAAGUUUGGCGUCGUAAGCAUCGAUCUCUUUAGCCAGUUUUUUGCCCAAGGACUGUGCUUUGGUCAAUUCAAACAGUGGAUCCAUCAGGCGUGUCUGCCGAGCAUGGAUUUGCUAAAGUUGGUUACUUGGUUUUGGCUGGAAAAGCCUUUUAAAUACAACAACUGUGAUGAAGUUGUGGAUGACAUGUCCAGGAUUGCUGCAAUGGUGCAGACCAUUUGCGAUUUGGCUGGCGACCACAUCCACGACUAUGCCUACAAUGCUAUUUCACCGUGGUGGCAAGAGGUACGCGAACUUCUCCUGGAGAGCAAGCAGUUUUCUGGCUUGCUGGUGGCCAUUGUUUGCAAAACGGUGGCCAGUAAUUUGUGGCGCAGCAGAAAAGAGGGAUCUUGUGACGAAUCCUCGCAGAACGAGGAGGAGGAGCGCUGGGAACGCAUCUCGCACGAUGAGGCCCAGUGGGGAUUACUCACUGGCAAGCUGGAAGAUGUGGCCGUGUUAGGAGCCAUACUGGGAAAGCAGCUUACCUGCAGGAAUCCUGUUGGUCCGGUGAUGUCAUACGAACCUCCCGACUGCAGUCUCAAGAGCAUUGUGAGCAGCGGAAAAGGCAUCGUCACCGAACUGACGGCCAAGUGGCUAAUCAGUGCACAACUGCAUCCCAGUAAAAUUUUGGAAAUCUCGGCACCGGAAAAGGAGUCGGAUGAUGAAAGUAAAAUUAAGCCGAAGGAGGAGUUGAAAGAAGAGCAGGCCAACGAGGAGGCAGAAUCAGAAGAGGGCCUGGAAAUGGCAAAAGAAGUGGAAGAAUCAAACAAAGAUGCACACGAACCGAUUCUCGAGCGAUUGGCUUUGCUCCGAGCUCACUUUCCUUUCAGUUUGGAAUCGGGUGUGCUGUUAAGUCUUAUGUCCUGGCAGUACAUGGUCCAAUGGAGCAAGCAGCUCUCAUCGCUGGAUCACCUUAAGGCAGCUUUACUCUGUUUGACCCAAUUCCGGACUCCUGACUGGGCACUGAAGCAUGGAAUUUGCUGCAUGCUUUGGAAUGCCACCUUGAAGUUUCCUCUCCAGGCGGCGGCCAAGCUGAUUCAGAAAGUGGGCCGUCUGCCGGUGGACAAGAUGUGUCAGCAAGAUCUGGAUAUGUCGGCCGGGAAAGUGCCGGAGUUUCUGGAACUCAGUCUGGAGUUCCUUCAGCAUUUCUCCACAUCUAUGGAGCACGAUAAGCGGGAGCUACACUUCGAACAGUCACUGAGUGAGGGAGCCCUCCCACUGCAAUUCCUCGCCCUCCAGCAGCACCACGCCAUGCCGCAAUUGCUUCGCCUGCAGACGGAACUGUGUAGCGUGCUCCAUUUCGUGUCCUUCUUCCAGUUGCGCGUUUCCAAACCGCUGACCACUCUAUUUGACUCUAUGGGCAACAAGGCACUGCUGGCGGACAUCAACAAGGAACUGCCCUAUGUCCUGCCCGCACCAGAUCUUGUCCUGCAACAGCAGCGCACUGAUUUCCUAUGCCGCCUUGUGGCCGCCACUAUGGACCUGAUCAGAGAGGACCUGGAGCAGCUGUACAUUCUCGACCACGUUUUUUAUAUGGCCAAGAUCUGCGCUCUGGCCGACAGCUGGGAGGUCGACAAACUUCCCAUCCUCCGAAAACAGGUGGUGGAGCUGUACGCUUUCGGGUAUGAUGCGGAGGCCCAGAUGCUGCUCCACGACAUCAGUGAAGACGAGGAGCUAGGCCGAUUGCUGCUCGAGAUAGCUGGCCGACGGCUUAAUCUCUACGCAGAGAGCUCGCAGUCGACGUUUCUGAAGAUUGCCUCCGUAGGGCACCAGUUGCUGGCCUACCUGGACAACCUGAAGGAGCCAAUGACGGAGCAGAACAUCCAAAUUGCGGCCACCAAGCCCGACGAAAUAGAUGUCGCCGCCCUGGACAGGCUGCUUUCCCACGCCUACAAGUGCCUCUGCCGGCGCGAGUCCAAGCAGUUGCCCAUCAUAGCCCAGAUGUACAACGCCGUGCGUAUCCUGCAGAAUUGAGGUGGAGGAUAACAAAGAAACACUCUUUAUUUAAUGUUAAUAGCAAGAAACGUAUUGCCGCAUUGAAAUGUUAUUGGCAAGAAGCCAAUCUGAAUGUCGUACUGAAACACAUUAAUUUAACACUCAAUUAGCAAGAAUUUUAAGCACAAAUUAAUCACACAGAUUGAAACCAUCUUUUAAAUGGUUUGAGCAAGGACCAAACACAUCUGUUAAAACGAUUUUUAGCAAGAACUUGGGAAAACGAUAUGAUGUACAUAUAUCAUCUGAAGCAUGUCUUAUAUUUAAUUAAAUGUUAUAUUAGUUAAAAUGA
This is a messenger RNA of Drosophila rhopaloa, 4366 nucleotides long. RefSeq names its product rab3 GTPase-activating protein regulatory subunit (gene Rab3-GAP). Gene Ontology annotation, biological process: regulation of GTPase activity. The coding region runs from base 31 to 4056 and encodes 1341 amino acids. Lineage: Eukaryota; Metazoa; Arthropoda; Insecta; Diptera; Drosophilidae. The record is from RefSeq and is a predicted model, not a curated record. The transcript has 8 exons.